AUGAAGCCUCCGGUCGAGAUGGACCUCGAUGAUUUGGGGGUCGUGCUGAAUAGCGACAGCGAGAGCGUGCUGCUCAAGGGACUGCGGCGCUUCGCGAGGCAGAUACGGCGGGAGCACGGCCUGAUCCCCGAGAAGGACGAAGGGGGGGGGGGCGUGGAUGGGACGCCGACCCCCCCCAACGACGAAGAACAGGGCGAAGGGGCCACGGCGAUGGAGGUGGACAGUAGCGAUGGUAGCAGGAGCGGGAGCGACGUCGAAGAUGCCAAGGGGGGGGGGCACCGUGGGGGAGAAGGAGGGGGCACCAGCGGUUGCGACCGGCACAGAGAAGCCUUGCUCGAGGCCGCCGGGAAGGGCGAGGCACCCGGGCUGCUGGGGGAGUACCUGCGCGGGUCGCCUCAGCUGAACGAUCUCUUGCACCUGUGGGAUCUGGAUCAACGCAAGUCCUCUCCCGUUCUAGCCGCCGCCCACACGGACUCCUUCGCAGCCGUCCUUGAAUGCCUCGCGGCCGUGCUGCGACACCUGGCCGCGGGCUCGGCGGUAACGGGCGCCGUGUCGGCUGUGGCCCGAGGGGAGGCUAUCGAGGCUACCGGCUUGGGUCUGUGCAGGAGGCUCACUCGAGACAAGAUGGAUGACAUCCACGCUCAGCUCCAUCCCAGUGCCGGAUCGGCAUCCUCCAGCGGCGGCGGCGGUGGUAGCAGUAAGAAGGCCAAGAAGAAGAAGACCAAGGCUGGCGCGGUCCAAGCAGGCGCGCUUACCGGCGAAGAGGUAGCAGCAGCAACACUCCGGCUGCUUACGAGCGUGGCACGCUUUCACAGGCUUGCCGCGAAAGAACUGGCGGGGGUUUUCAACUUUUCCCACAAGGCGUUCGUCAAGCUCGUGUCGCGCAAGGGAGGGAGCGCCGCCGCAUCUUCGCAUUCCACGGAGCCCCCUGUCGCGGGCGCCGCCGGAGACGUUGCUGUGGAGAACGCUGCUGCCGGCGCAGCGGGAGGUGGAAAAAAGGCCAAGAAAAAGAGAAAGGCUGCCGAGAUGAUGGCCGCCGCCGCCGCCGCUGCCGCCGCUGCCGACAGUGCUGGUCCAGGAGACAGUGGGGUUACCCGCGGGGGGAAGGGCGUGGAGGACACCCGGCACUUGAGCGUGGACUUGCUCUGCGCGUUCAUGGAUUCAGAGGACCCAGCGCUGCAGAUGCAGAUGGUGACCGGCGCUAGGGGCGGCGGAGCGCUCGGGUUGAUAUUCAGGGGGUGUUUGUGGCGCGACCCCGAGGAAACAUGCACCGUCGUGGUGGAAACCCUUCAUCGGAGGCUCUUGCGCAACAGGCGCGUUUCUCGACGCGCCAAGGCCGACUUCUUUUCGUCGGGAACCAUCGAACACCUUCGCAAGGUGUUCGACCACGCCUCUCCGGCUCUGUACGAGAGCCUCCACGGCCUCAUGUCGGCGGUGCUGUGCGACACGACCACCAGCCCGUUCCUCGAAGCCGCCGCCGCGGCGGGAGGCACGGCGGUGGUCACCUUUCAGCGUCCGCUGCUGGCCGGGCUGGCCUGUCUCGGCGCUCACGAGGACUUGGGGCAGAGGACGCUGUUGCUGCCUACCCUCGUCGCCUGCCCGUCGCUCCUCGGGCCCUACCUCCGCACCUUCAACACCGCCAUGCUCGAGGCGCGUCCGACGUACCGCCUCCUCCAGACGUACUCCCUCCUCUCGACAGUGCUGAGAAAGGUACCGGUGGCUGGCUCCUCCUCGUCGAGAGAAGAAGACGGUGGCGGUGGCGGCACAGCCGCCGCGGGGCAAGCGUUGUUCUCGACGGUAAUGCCCGCGGAGCUCAACAAGAAGGAGCUGACGAGGGGUGUCCUGAGCGGGAGCCCGCUGCUGCAGGCCGCUACCAUGAACCUGAUGGCUGGCAUCCUCGACCGCUCCAGCCUCGUCGCCGCCGCCGCCGCGGGUUCCUCCCCCUCGCCUCCUGGGGUGGUCGACAUGAAACGCCUUCUGCGGCAGCGUAUGCCCGAUUUGCAAACGCUGCUGGGACUCAGGGACAAGAUCGGCGUCGGGGCCGGCGAUGCUAGCAAGGCCCCGGGGGGGCAGCACGUCGAUCGGGCAGUGGUCCUGAGGUGGCGCGUGCUGUCCCUGCUCGACCGUUACGCCCGGGUGAUCCCCUCGUCUGUGGCGGCCGCCCGGUUCGACUUCCUCAAGCUCCUGCCACGACCGGCUCCACGGCCAGAGACACAGCCUGCGUCCGGAGCGCCUCCAGCGGCGGCGUCGGAAAGUCGGGAGGGCGGCGGCAGUUCCGAGGGAGGCGGCGGGGAGGGGGGUGAGGGCGAGGCCGGGGUGUGGCUCGACGUGCUGGCCCUGACUCCGGAGUCCGUGGGAGUGUUCGUCCUUCUGGCGAGAAACGCGUGCGAGAACGGUCACGUGCUGGUGGCGGCCGGGAUACGGGCGGCGGAGCGGGGGAUGAGGAACAAUCGGUUCCUGCGGAUGAGGGGCGGUGGUGGGGGCGGUGCUAAGCAGCGCGAGGGGGACUGGGAGGUGGAGUUCAGCACCCUGUCCGUGGCCGCCGUUACCUCGCUAGCCGGGAUCAGCGCGGACAGCCUCCGCACCGAAGCCUUCGGCACCUCGGCAGGUUUCCGUCCAAGCAGAGGCGGCGGCGGCAGCGGCGGCACCGGCCCAUCGUCGGACCUCCCCACCCCGCCCGCCGUCGGCCCUGAGCCCGCAAGGCUGUUCACCGGGGCCGUGUCUAGGGUGCUCCACCUCCACGACGAUCCGAGACCGUUCGCCGGACUGUGCCUCGCGUUCGCCGGCCUGGCCAUUUCUAUCGCGAGGUCGUUCGGCUGCAACGACGCGGUGGUCGGGUCCGGAGACCGUUCCGCGGGGAACACGGCGGUGCACCUGCUGCUCAAAAAGCGGCCCCCGCCGAGGCCGACGGCGAGAGCCGCGUCCGCGUCCCGGCUCGCCGCCACCCUGGCGGACAACCCGGGGCUCAGCGUCUUCGAGCUCAACCGCGUCCUCGCCGCCGCACGCGCCGGCACGGGCGAGGCGGAGACGGCAGGGGAAGGCGAAGAGAGGUCGCUUUCGGAGGUGGCCUGCGGUGAUCUUUCGGCCUUGGUGGUAGCAGCGGCGGCAGCGGAGGAGGAGGAGGGGGAGGGGGGGGGCGUGGUCGCGGGAGCUGCAGCGCCGUUCCUGGAGAGACUGUGCAGGGCUACCGCAUCUGCCGUGGCGUCCGGUUCCCGGCACCUCCAAUGGCUCUCCCAGGCGCAGAUCGCGUGCCGCGGCUCUUGCUCCUCCGCGGCCUUGUCUGGCGUGCUGGCCGCGCUGCUGUCGAGACUAAGCACCACAAAGGCCCUGGCGCCCGCUAGCGGCAGCCCCGACCUCCUCGACACACGUCUCCGCGGUGGCGCCUCCGACGUUCUUGCGAGGCGCUUGCUCGAACAGCUCUUGGCCCCGUCGCCGAGAAGGGGGCUCGCCGGCGGAGGAGUUGCUAGUGAAGAGGAGGAGGUGGUGGAGGAACGAGGAGCGUCGCUGGUGGCGGGGUUGGGACCGGAGUCUACGGUAGCCUUGGUGCGAUUGCAGGUGGAGUCGCCUUCUCCCGAACUGGGGUGCCUGGUCUGCCUCGCCAUCACCGCAAGGUCGUCUAGAGAUAACUCGGACGUUGUUGGAGGUGUUGCGGCUGAUACAGCGGCGGCGGCACAGGCUGAUCUGUUGGAUGCCGAGAUUUUCUUCCAGCACUUCUUCGGCAAGCUUACGACGGCGGCUGGAGGCACGGGCGGUGAUGCGGACUCGCGGUCUUCUGCUUUCGGCAGCGGUGGCGGCUGUGUGGAUGGCGAUGGAGCGGAUGCGAGGAUUUUGGAGGAGCUGGUGCGCUCGUGCCCAAGCCAUGCCAAUCGCUUCGCCCUGGCCGUACUACCGGUCCUGCGCAACCUCCGCCCGUGCGACCGGAAAGCGGACGAAAGAAAACAACACGGCGGCGGCGGCACCAAGGGCGGCGGCGAGUUGUCGAUGGCGCAAGCCUCCCUCGGCGCCGCCGCGGCGGCCGUGGUCGCCGCCGAGCGUAGCGACUCCGCGAUUGCGUCCCUUCUGGCGCUCCGCCGGCCGCUAACGGCGUUCUUGACGGGGGGGGAGGAGGAAGCGUCGUCAAGGGACCCGGGUCCCUCCGGCUUCUCGGGGACGGUUCGAUCGAAAAGAAAGAGGUUCGGUGCCGAGGCGGCGGCGGCGGGGGGGGGUGCCCGGCGAGACAGCAUGGCCGAGGGGAAGGGGGACUACGGUCAUGGAAGGACGUUCGUCGGGCGGGGCGGGGGGGGAGGAGGCCGGGCGGUGUGGAAGGCGGCGGCAGAAAGCCGCCGCGGAAAACUCAACGGCCACGCGGCGGCAUUUGCAGAACUCGAGGAGGUGCUCUUGCCUAGGUGCAUCGUCCCGCUGUUCGAAGCCGCGGCCGGGCGCGUGGGCACCAAGGGGACGGAGCAGCCGGUUGGUGGUCCGAGGCCGCCGAAGGUGGCCAAGAAGGGGUUUCUUUCGUGCCUGCGGGCGGUCUUGGAGAUCUCCCGCGGGAGCGAGAACUUGGCGGCAGCCGGCGCGCUUCGCGCGCUUCGAACGUCCAUGUCUGCGUGCGAGCAGCUAGGCAAGCGGCCCCCGCCGGACGCCCAGGCUCACGCCCUCGCCAGGGCAGCCCUCGCCGCCUGGCUAUCCCCUCCCGGGAACCAAGGUCUCGACAAGGCCGCCGGCGAUACCGACGACGAGCCAGGACCUAUCUCCGGCCCUCGCUCUGCCGCUUCCCAUCCGAAGAUGCUCCAAACGCGGGCGCCCCCCCAGGAACGACAGCAGCAGCAGGAAGAGGCGAGGAGGGACUACUUGCGACAUUGCUUGGCCCGGUCGGCGAUGGCCGCCAGGGCGGUCGGCCGAGCCGCGAGAAAAGCUUCGGCUGCUGCUGCCGCCGCCGCCGCCGCCGCCGCCGCCGCCCCCGGCGGCGGCACCGGGGAUACCCCCGGCGAGAACAAGACGGCGGCGGCGAAAUCGGCAGGGGAUGAAGACGAGCUGUGCAAGUUCUUGCUCGGCGAGGUGGUCAGGGUUGUUUCCGAAGCUGAAGCGGAGGACGGUGCUGCGACGACGGCGGCGGCGGCGGCGGCGUCGGCAUCCCCGCGCGCGGAGCGUCUGCUGGGGCUUGGCCGCGACUCCGCCGCCGCUGGCGGUGAUGUCGACGCCGCCGUCGUAGCCGUGGAGGCGUUCCUGACCGCCGUCCUCAAGCACCGCCUGGCGGACCCUGGCUCUCUUCGGGCAGUGCGGGCGGUUGCGUGCACCCUGUACCAGCGGCGGCGGCAGCAGCCGCAGCGACGGAAACGACAACCGGAACCCUCGCUGCCUGGUACUGAGGCAACGGAGGAGGGCGAUCGCAGCAGCAAGAAGGGGGGAGAUGAAGCGGAAGCCGGUUUGGAGUCAGCGGCCGCUGUACCGCCGCUGCUCCCCGGCUGGUCGACCGCAACGAUGAUCGAGAGGAUUGUCGGCCACUCCGGAUUCCUUAGCGUCCUCGAAGCGGAGGGCGCUCCCCGCCGCGAGCUCCUGAAGCUCCUCGUGCUGCUCGUGUCUGCCGGAGGCCUGAUGCCGCCGCCCGAGACGGAGACCGCGGCUGGCACUGGCGUUGGCGUGGGCCUCGUCCGACCGCUCCUGUCGGUGUACCGGGUGUCCAUGUCGGAGGACGAUCAGAUCUACGACCCUUGCUUUGUCCUGCCACUGCUGGAGUGGGGCUUGAGGAGCGUCGUCGUAAAGGCGCAGGCGGUGUGCGAGUCGCUGCUGCUCGGGUACGUGAUCACGGCAACCUCGAGCCUCAGCCUGUCCACUCGAGCCUCGGCGUACUCGUGCCUCUUCCACCUGCUGGAGGCGCUCCAGGAGCAGGAGGCCAAGACGGCGAGCUUGUGGACAGCGACGUCGAGUGGAGGUGGCGGCGGAGCGGCGGGCUUCAAGGCUAGGAAGGCGGCGGAAGCGGCGUUUCGGCAACGGCCCCAGCUCACGUUGCUCCUGCGAUGCCUCAGAGACGGAGUAGAAACCCCUCUCCAGCGAGUCCCUUGCGCCGUUGCGGUGGUGCUGGCUAAGGCAUCUGAGGCGUUGGCUGCAAGUCCUGGCAGCGAGAUAUACAGGGUCGUCAACAGCUUCUUGCUGCACCGCCCCUUCGUGCGCCUCGACGAGCUCCCCCUCUUCGACGUCCUCUUCACGGGAGUUCAACAGGGGGAGGGGGGCCGAGACGGCGGCCGGGGGGGCCACGGGGACACCCUGGGCGCCACCUCCGCGUCAGACCCCGGUGCCGCCUCGAACAAGGCGCGGGUUUGGAUGCUGCGGGCCCUUCGAGACGGUCUCCGCACGAGCGAGGACUUGGAGCUGGCCGCCGGCAAACGCGCCGUGCCGCUGCUCCUGGCCAUGGCCGACUCCCCUGUGGGGAACGGCGACGUGGUAAUUCAAGAGCUUAUCGUCGACAUCCUUGGCAGGGUGGCUUCUCUCGAGGCGCUCGGGGUCAAGGUACCUUCUUAAUUCCAUCGGGCUUGUCGCCUGGGGGCGCAUGGUCCUGGGGCGCAGCCUGCUGGCGACGAGCUCCCCUGCCCGCCCGCCCAAGCAGCGACUGCGGCGGCAGCGGGGGGGGGGACAUCUUCGAGCCAAUUGGCCGGGAAGGGUGGGGGAACUCGAGGUGGUGGUGGUGGGCGGGGGGGGCGGGCGGGGGGUGAUUCCGCCGCCGCCGCCGCCGCCGCUGUGACCCACGCGGAUGUGGCCGCAAGAGCGGUGGCGCUUCUGGAAGAAGUGCAGCUGGGGGAGAGGCUACCGCCGGCGGUCGCCGGCGAGGACGAUGAUGACGGUGCCGUGCUGGGCAGCGAGGAAGGAGGCUCGGACGGCCGGUUACGCGGGGGCAUGCGACUCACUCUUGACGAGGCCCUGUCUCUCUCUACGGCCGUGGGCGCGAUGGUCGAGUCGGAACCGAAGGCUUCAGCGUCGUCGUCGUCGUCGUCGUUGUCCGCCCCCGACUUGAAAAUGCGAGUGGGUCGCCUGCUGGCUUCUCCUGGAGCCGUGGAGGCUUCAACCGGUACGGCGGCGGCGGCGGCGGCGGCGUCAAGACACGGAAAAUGACGGCCGCCGCUUACCACUCAAGUUGGGCCGCCCCUUUGUUCGGGAAGGAAGACGAAGAGUUCGGCUGGUCGGCAAUGAUUGUCAGGAGACGACGGUGAUGGCGCAUCGGGGUUGGGCUGUUGGAAAAGGUGCUGCUUCGAAAGUAACAUCGUCGGACAAACGUCGCGAAUAGAGGCGAAUAAUGACGGCAGGGCGUGCGGCCGAACAGGCAUCAUUUUCUCUUGCGUCCUGCGUCCGAGCAGAAUAAUUUCUGUGACAACCCUGAAUGCAGAGCUCUCCUCUUGUUGGUACCUGCUGCUAUGUCGAGCUGUCACGAAUGCAGUAAUAUGGAAGAAGAGCAGGACAUAAGACCAUGGACAUGUUCAGCUGCUUCCUAUCGUCGAUGCGCUUGUUGCUCAUAGAAUCUGCCCCACCACCGCGGGUGGAGUGCGAGGUAGAUCAGCGAUUAUUUGGGGGGGAUCGCCUGUUUUCUCGAAGCACCACUCUCAGAGAGUUUCAAAGGGUUUCACAGGAAGGGGUUCAACCUCGGCGAAGGACUCGUGUUUUUCUAAGCUGUGCCCGUAGAAUCAUGCGAAUUGUGCUGGGAGGCUACUGAAUGAAUACAUAUCUCAGUGUGGCUGUUGGGGGUGGCGCGGGCUUCCUUGCUGUUGAUAUAUAUAUAUUUUUUGUCUUCACUUCAAAUCAGCGCUCACAGCACUAGUGCCGUUUACUCCGACCCGUGGUCACACAGA
Molecule: messenger RNA, 7817 nt
Organism: Ectocarpus siliculosus
Lineage: Eukaryota; Phaeophyceae; Ectocarpales; Ectocarpaceae
Source: the annotation of a GenBank genome assembly